AUCACGAUGUCCCCGCCUUCUUCCGAAUGACCAUGGAGGAAUUGCUAGAAAGCAAGCAUCCAACUGCAUGGAUUGAGUUUGAAAAGGGGAAGAUAAGUGAGGCUGAGUUAGAAAGAAUUUUUUUUAAAGACGGGAGGUCUUUUGAUCUCGAAGGCCUCAAGAACUGUAAGAGAAGAGGAUAUUCUUACAUUGAAGGUGUUGAGGAAUUACUUGGUGUGUUAAAGGCAAAUGGCUAUGAAAUCCAUGCUUUCACAAACUAUCCUAUAUGGUACACAAUGAUUGAAGAGAAAUUGAAGCUUUCGAAUUACUUAUCUUGGACAUUCUGCUCCUGUGUAAUGGGAAAGCGGAAGCCUGAUUGUGAUUUUUAUUCGGAUGUUCUGAUACAUCUAGACAUUGAGCCAGCCAGCUGUAUUUUUGUUGAUGACAGACUAAGGAAUGUUGAAGCAGCCAUUGAAGCAGGUAUUAAAGGCCUUCAGUUCAAGAAUGCAGAUGUUCUGCGCAAAGACCUAUUACUUCUGGGUGUUGACAUUCCAACAGGUGAAAGUAGUUAAGAUCUGGCUCAGUGUUCUUAGGCCUGCCGCAAUCCCUCGCCCGAAAACAGGGGCACAUUGUAUGCAUAUUCUUUUGCCACAUCAACAAGAAAAGUGCAUCUUCUUUUGAAUGAGCUGUUUGGAGGUAUGUAGAGAGAAGGUAAGAAGAGUUUGACGUCGAGCUGUUCAUGUUUCUGCAAAACUCAUCUUCAAAAAGAGAAAAAAAUUGUAUCUUGUUAUAUGUGACCAUGCCACCAAAUCCAUGUAAAUUGGGAAGAGUAUGAUGUAUCUUCUGGCUGUAAUUCUUUUUCUUCAAUUUCUGAGGUAAUCUGCAUCACAUGAUAUACUUUCACACAUGGUUUAAAAAGGCGCGCACCUGAAAGUGACGUGUACGGAGAAGGUUCCCAGGCUUGAGCUUUUUUCCCAAGAUAUAAGAGGAUAUGCCUCAAAAGUCGGUGCACUACGACCUGAGGUGUGCCUUGAGGCAUUUUUUAAGGCGAUUUUUCUUUGUUUAUAUUUUUCAAAGGGUUUAAUGCACCGAAGCCCUUGUCAUAUAAAAAAUCGGUGCAUUACAUCUUGUGAUUUAAAAAAGGUGUCAAACUUCUCUGUGUUAUAAAUUUAUAAUUAAUCAUGCGUAAAAUCCCUUCAAGAAUAAAUUUAACCAUUUGAAU
Molecule: messenger RNA, 1201 nt
Organism: Cuscuta europaea
Lineage: Eukaryota; Viridiplantae; Streptophyta; Magnoliopsida; Solanales; Convolvulaceae
Source: the annotation of a GenBank genome assembly